This is a messenger RNA of Cottoperca gobio, 3665 nucleotides long. RefSeq names its product serine/threonine-protein kinase 38-like. Lineage: Eukaryota; Metazoa; Chordata; Actinopteri; Perciformes; Bovichtidae. The record is from RefSeq and is a predicted model, not a curated record. Gene Ontology annotation, biological process: protein phosphorylation. Gene Ontology annotation, molecular function: protein serine/threonine kinase activity; ATP binding.
AAAUGCCUACGCCUUUGCGUGUCCGCAGCGUCUGAUGAGCCCAACGGUCCCAGGAAGCCGCGCUGCUUAUUUUAUAUUUUAUAUCGAUAAAAAAAAAGGGGAAAGCGCUGAAUUUGAAGGUCAGGGGGUACAAAUGAAGAAGUAAAAUAAAAUGAUAAAAGAUGUCCGGUUAGCUUGCUGUCAACGUCAGAGGACUUUUGUUAUGAUUUUCCGUUGAUAUCGGCGAUGUUUACUGAUAAGUUGCUCUGAAGGGGCAAUAACCGGAGCAGAGACACGGACACACUUAUAUUAUUAUUAUUAUAUUUCUCUUAUUGUGGCGGCCAGCCCGGGAUUAACUCUGGAGCAGGACACGGAGGAGAGUGUGGCCAUGACGGGAGGGACUGCAGCUGCCCUGCCCAUGAGCAACCACACCCGAGAGAGGGUGACUGUGGCCAAGCUGACCCUGGAGAACUUCUACAGCACUCUGCUCACGCAGCACGAGGAGCGGGAGAUGAGGCAGAAGAAGCUGGAGAAGGUCAUGGAUGACGAGGGUUUGCCAGAUGAGGAGAAAGUAAUGCGGCGCUCGCAGCACGCCCGUAAGGAGACAGAGUUUUUGCGACUGAAGAGGACGCGCCUUGGCUUGGAUGACUUUGAGUCCCUUAAAGUUAUCGGGCGGGGGGCUUUUGGAGAGGUCAGAUUGGUGCAGAAAAAAGACACGGGACACAUCUACGCCAUGAAGAUCUUGAGAAAGGCAGACAUGCUGGAGAAAGAACAGGUCGCUCAUAUCCGGGCAGAGAGGGAUAUUCUGGUGGAGGCGGAUGGCGCCUGGGUGGUCAAGAUGUUCUACAGCUUCCAGGACAAAAGGAACCUUUACCUCAUCAUGGAGUUCCUCCCCGGAGGCGACAUGAUGACCCUGCUGAUGAAGAAGGACACUCUGUCUGAAGAGGCCACACAGUUCUACAUCGCAGAGACGGUUCUGGCCAUCGACUCCAUCCACCAGCUGGGCUUCAUCCACAGAGACAUCAAACCAGACAACCUGCUGCUGGACUCCAGGGGACACGUGAAGCUGUCAGACUUCGGCCUGUGUACGGGACUGAAGAAGGCUCAUCGCACUGAGUUCUACAGGAACCUGACGCACAACCCGCCCAGUGAUUUCUCCUUUCAAAAUAUGAACUCCAAGAGGAAAGCAGAAACCUGGAAGAAGAACCGCAGGCAGCUGGCUUACUCCACCGUGGGAACACCAGACUAUAUCGCUCCUGAAGUCUUCAUGCAGACGGGCUACAACAAGCUGUGUGACUGGUGGUCUCUGGGGGUCAUCAUGUAUGAAAUGCUCAUCGGUUACCCCCCCUUCUGCUCGGAGACGCCGCAGGAGACGUACAGGAAGGUGAUGAACUGGAAGGAGACGCUCAUCUUCCCUCCUGAAGUGCCCAUCUCAGAGAGGGCCAAAGACUUGAUAUUAAAGUACUGCACUGAUGCUGAGAACAGGGUUGGAGCUGUGAGUGUGGAGGAGAUCAAAAGUCAUCAGUUCUUUGAGUCCGUGGACUGGGAGCACAUCAGGGAGCGGCCGGCAGCCAUCUCCAUUGAAAUCAAGAGUAUCGACGACACUUCAAACUUUGACGACUUCCCUGAAUCGGACAUCCUGCAGCCGGCCAAUGCAACGGAGCCGGACUUCAAGUCGAAGGACUGGGUGUUCCUGAACUACACGUACAAACGCUUUGAGGGUCUGACUCAGCGUGGCACCAUCCCCACGUACAUGAAGGCGGGAAAGGCCUGACACAGGCAGACGUGUUGUGCAGAAAACAGACGUUUACGGACACAGGGUCGGGCCAUGGAGCCCCGCUGCUGCUGAAGGCUUCGGCCUCUCAGUCUACAUUUAACCCUCAUCACAACUUAUUUAGCUCAGCAAGAACGCCAGGAGCUUGGAAAUGAAGGAGCGUUACCGCAUUACCUCGGUUGUUUAUAUAUCGUAUACACGUGCCGUCUUUAGCCAUAGCUCUCAGGCAGGUCACUAACUAGGACAUGAAAUCAGCACACCUGCAUGUUCAGCAGUGUAUUGCUUCUGAAGGAGGAUCGAGUACAAAGCUCUGCUCCCACUUAACAUCUCAUACUACAUACAUAGUCAGAGUCCAGGCUCCCUCACUUCCUGUCUGUCAGUGCUUUCAUUCUAAUCACUUCCUUCUUAGAUGGACAAAACGUGCAAAGUGCCUUUUAAAUAGCUGAUAAAUAUUUAACCAGAUAUCUUUGCGAUGUGAUUAAUCAGAAGGAAUAAAUACUAUUAGUAAAGCUGUUUGGAAGGUUUGUAUUGGUUAUGUAAUGAAACAAACAGAUGUGAGAAACUGGACACGUUAGACACUCUGAAUGAAGGAUCCCCCCCCCCCCCUCCCGCUCAAAGCUUACUGUCGUACAUACGUGACAAACAUUAACUUUCACGUCUGCUCAGAGUUGUGACCAAAGAACUCUGAUCGUCACAAGAUGUAGUCGCUCGCUGAACUUACACUACCUUACCUUCCAAGAGGCGACACUUGGUUAUGGAAUAAUUUAACAUUUCUUUUUCUACACUCAGAAAAAUGAGUUAGUGUCAAAAUGCUAUAAAUGUACAAACGGGCAGGAAACAGUGAAGCUGUAGCCAUCCAAGGAGUCUGUUUAACCGAUGGUGGUGCUAUAGGAAGGGAAGAGAACGUUAUCUGUUUAACUAGUUUAUUCAGGUUUCCUGUUACAAACACGCCGUAACAACAUGAGCAGUGAGCAAAUUAGGGAUGACUGGCGUGUUUAUGUUUCAUGUAGUUGAUAGAUUGUGUGUUAGCAUUCAGUGUUUUUAAAUCGAUUAUUUUCAUAUUAAUUGGCACUCAGUGAUUUAAUAUUGUACAAAUUUAAAUAGAAAUGAUCUAUUGUUGCAGCAGAGGUGAUAUUUUAAAUUUUUAGUCUCGAGCAUGGACAAAGUUUCAAAAACAGUGGAUCCUACAUUUCCCAUAAUGCAACUUGAUAGCAGCUUUCAUUAUACAGAAGUCCUUUGGACAUCUUGAUGGGAAAACAGUGGAGUGCCCCUUUAAUUACAAACAGGAAACGUCUGUAAACACAAAGUUAAACAAUCUGCAUCCCUCAGAAAGACGUCACACUUCUGCACGAUGCUUCGGUAGAUGUUUCCACUGGAUGUUGGAUUAUUGCAGGAUCCAAAUCAUCGCUGUAGCAGCACUGAUGCAUGAUGGGGGAUUGUGUCUAAUCACUGGAACACCAGCUGCUGUAUUCAGAGUGUGUUGUAUGAAGUCACUCUUGUUGUUGUGAGGUGACGUGUGACUUCUGUUGUGUUGUAAUCGAGAAAUGUCGACGCAGAAGAGAUUAAAAGAUGUAUUUGGCAUCUAUAAACGUCCCAGAGUCACUUUCUCCACAGGGAGCUAAAUUAUUGUGACUUCUCGAGUACAUAUUACUCAUGAUUACUGUGUAGAGAAGCAGGGGACUUGUAUUCAUCCUAUAAAAAGAUUAAAAGUUAGAUUUAGUUUCAGACGUCUGAGAUGUGAUGUGUAAACGGCCAGGACUUUGUUGUGAGGUGUUUGUACAUAUUGUUGUAGACACUUGAAGGAAACUGUCGGUGCAAUGACGGAUAAAUGCUCAUUAAUAUAUUAAUACACGUUGAUGAGUUUUUAUGUUGAUAAAAUGCUUAAAAUAAUAAACUGAAACCCGUAAAGUGU